Maniola jurtina (meadow brown) is the source of this 3361-nucleotide messenger RNA. RefSeq lists its product as uncharacterized. Lineage: Eukaryota; Metazoa; Arthropoda; Insecta; Lepidoptera; Nymphalidae. Gene Ontology annotation, cellular component: nucleus. The record is from RefSeq and is a predicted model, not a curated record. The transcript has 5 exons. Gene Ontology annotation, molecular function: DNA binding. The coding region runs from base 665 to 2836 and encodes 723 amino acids.
AGUGUUGAAAAUUGGUGGUUUAGGGUAAAUCCGGGAUAGAUGCCGCAGCUGGAUAGUUGCCCCAUUUUCUAAAAACCUAACUUCGCAAAAUCGCAACACAGCGUUAAUAGUCUAAACCGAGAGCGCGUGCGCCCCAUGCUCAGUGCCCCGCAGACCAUCGCACGGGAUUGAUGUGUUUAGCUCGUGCGUGCGAUUAUCUCCGCGACGAACACGACGAAUGCUUCAAAGUUUCAAACGUAAGUAUUUACUGUUACGUAUCUUUUUUAUGUAGUAAUAAAUUCUGUUUUAUUUUUUUAUAUACAUAUAUUGGUUAAUUAACUAUAUAUCUACUUAUUAAUAAUUACCCUUUUGUAUUUAGUUAAUUCAAAAAAUAAAAGGGCAUCUAUCCAUAACAAAAAGGAUAGUCGCCCCAAUUUUUUGCAGUAUAGAUGCCCUUAGGGGCAUCUAUCCCCCAUAAUACUAUACAUUAUAUGAUAGCAUAUUUUUAAAAUUACUUUUUUUUUAUUUUGAUAUAAUUCUUAUUGCGUUUUCAUAUAGAUCUCUACUGAUGGUUUGUAAUGUUCUUUGGGGCUGUAUACCAUCAUAGUGUUGAAAAUAUAUUUCAAGUAUUAUGUUGUUUAAUGAAUGUGUAUUUUUGUUUGUUUCUACUAAUCACAGUUGAACCAUGCCACGAAGAUAUAAAAGAAAGGAAGGAGUACGACCUCGAAUAGUUUCUUGGACUACAGAGGCAUUACAAAACGCUUUUGAUGAAAUGGACAAGAAUAUCAUGGGGAUAAACAAAAUAUCCCGACAAUUCGGAAUUCCGUCCAGAACAUUACGGAGACGUUAUGCUGCUAAAAACAAAACAAAAUUAACAUUGGGAAAACAUCCUAUCUUCGGUUUUGAAAAUGAGAAGAGGCUAGUAAAGCAUAUUUUGAAGCUUGGAGAAGCAGGAUUUCCUCCAGACAGACGAUCCAUACGAAUGCUAGCCUACCAAUUUGCCGAAAAGCUGAAGUUAAAACAUAAAUUUGACCAUGAAAGCCAAAGGGCUGGAAAUGAAUGGUGCAAAAGUUUUAUUGAACGAAAUCCAGAGCUGGCUAUCAGACAAGCUGAGGGUUUAUCUGUGGCUAGAGCUAAAGGUCUUAGUAGAGAAGAAGUGAAUAAUUUUUAUGAACUUUUGGCCAAAGUCAUGAUAGAUAAUGGCCUUUCAGAUAAACCGGAAAGAAUAUUUAAUAUGGACGAAUCAGGUAUUCAGUUGAACAAUAAACCCGGAAAAGUUAUCGCCAAGAAAGGCGCAAAGGUCGUUAAUUCAGUCACAUCUGCGGAGAAAGGUGAAACCAUGACAAUAAUUGCCUGUUGCAAUGCGAUUGGUAAUUUUCUUCCACCGGCAGUCAUAAUAAAAGGUGUGAAUAAAAAGACAGAAUUUGAAGAUGGACUUCCACCGGGCUCAAAAGUUUAUAUGAAUAAAAAGUCCGCAUAUAUUAAUACUGAGAUUUUUUAUAAAUGGCUAACGGAACACUUCAUUCCCCUCAAACCGCAGGGUAAAGUUCUACUUAUUUUAGAUGGACACUCAUCACAUUCAACUGCACCAGACAUGCUACAAGCUGCAGCUGACAACGACAUAAUUUUAUUAUGUUUGCCUAGUCACACAACUUCAGUUCUGCAGCCUUUAGACAGAUCGGUAUUUGGACCUCUGAAAACAUAUUUCAACCAUGAAACUAAUCAGUUCAUGCGCAUGCAUCCAAACAAAAAGAUCAGCCGUUACAAUGCUGGAGCGCUUAUACGCAAUGCUUGGCUUCGCGCUACUACACCUGCAAACGCUCUUGGUGGCUUUAGAGGUAGCGGAAUUUAUCCACUUGAUCCGAAUGCUUUACCAGAUACAACAUUUAUAAUAUCAGAUAUUGGGUUGAGCAGACAAAAUGCGGGCGAAUCUCGUGGACCUGAUGAAGGUGAUCCUCAAACAUCAAGAAUCCUGCCUCAGACGUCUUCUUUGUCAUAUCAUCAUCCAGAGCUGGACAAUACAAGUGAAACUGUGGAACUAUGUGUGCCUGUCGAAGCUGAAAGGAGAGCACAAACACCCCUACCACAGACGUCUUCAUCGACAUGUUGUCAACUUAAUCCCGUUAAUGAAAGAGAAAAUAUUACUGGAUUAGACCAAAAUAAGACACCACCGAAUUCGAUACUGGCUUCAGUCCAUAGGGAAUCUCCGAGUAUUUUGAUUGAUCCUGAAGUUUUAGAAGAUAUAAGCAUUGUUGAUAUUGGUGACGAUACAAUUGAACAGUUUCUAGCUGGCAUAGAAGAAAAGGAAACGCCUUCAAAAAUUCUGGUCCAAGCAUCGCCAAUACCUCAAAUACCCUUGACUAUGGCUAAGAGGACCAAGCAAUCAGCAGAUAUUCUAAAUUCAAAAGAAAAAAUAAAAGAAAAGAAGAAUAUGGCUGAGAAGAAGAAUAAACGAGUUAAACCUAAAUUAGACAAAAGUAAUAAGACUGAGACUACCAAAGAAAAACGAAAAUUUAAGAGUACAAAUAAAAAAACUAAAGAAGGUAGUGAUAAAGAAAAUGAUACAACAGAUAGUGAUAGUGAAGAAACACCCACAACAACAUACUAUAAAACUAGAGGGAAAAAAACUCAAGGUUUGCCUGUAAAGAAAACAAAGAGGGAUAACCAAGAAAGCCCAAAAGAUACAGACGAUAACUAUUAUUGCAUAGAAUGCUUUGAUAGCUAUCAACACACGAAGUCAAAAUCUGAUUGGAUUCGGUGCAUAUCGUGCCAGAAGUGGCUGCACGAAAUUUGUACACUUUUUAGAAAUUAUUGCUCAAGAUGUGGCAAACUGAAAGCCCUUUCUAAUUCGACCUAAACUAAGGACAACAUUUAAUUAUGUUGAUUUUUUAAUUUCGUUAAAUUUUGAAAAUUUUAGAUAUUAGCUUUUUAUUAAGAAUUUUAAAUAUUAUUUUUAAUAUUACCUUGCUUGUCUGCUUACGCACAUUAAAAUUUAGAUUUUUUUUCUUAAAAAAAUGUUAAUAAGUUUAAUUAUUUUUAAGGAUACCAUUAUAAAAAUUACCUAAAUAGUACAAAUAAAACAUAUCAAAACUAUGUAUUAUACUUAUUUCAAUCUAUAGGGCGUCUAUCCUACAUCACAGGCAUCUAUCCUCCUCAGUAUUUUCAUAGUGAGGCAUCUAUACAUAUGGGUAGGCAUCUAUCCUCAAAAAAAUGAGUUUUCAAAAAUUCAAUUUAUGCAGAAUCUGUUAUUGUUAAAUCAACAAAAACGAGUCGUAUUGCUAGUACAAAGAUCAAACUUUUAAUAUUCAUGGAAAUUCUUUAUGAAAAACGUACAGUUUGAAAAUUAGAAAGCCUUUUCAAAAAGUGGGGCAACUAUCCCGGU